Danio aesculapii is the source of this 4174-nucleotide messenger RNA. Its product is annotated as solute carrier family 46 member 3. Gene Ontology annotation, cellular component: lysosomal membrane. The record is from RefSeq and is a predicted model, not a curated record. Gene Ontology annotation, molecular function: transmembrane transporter activity. The transcript has 5 exons. Gene Ontology annotation, biological process: vacuolar transmembrane transport. Lineage: Eukaryota; Metazoa; Chordata; Actinopteri; Cypriniformes; Danionidae. Bases 302 to 1750 code for a protein of 482 amino acids.
UUUCAUAAGAGGUUGCGACAAGUCAUGUUUCAUAAACAAAACAGAGAACAACUUUUAACUGUCAGAGAGCUUGUAGAAGAGUCUCGGCGGAUGAGAGCAACUCUGUCUAUAUUUGCUUUGAUGAAGACGUACGUCCUCAGUAUACCUGCGCUGUCCGUAAGUAAACUGAAUAGACUGGUAGCUGUCCAAGGUGGUCGGCAGGUUGACCGGUUAAUUUAAGCUGUCAUGAUGCAAGUUGUUAAGGGGUUGAUGGUUAGCCAAUUAACGUUACGUAGAUCUGCAAGUAGUGUGAUUAUGGUAGAUGUAUGUAAUUGUUUGUUUUGUUCUUGUCUUUGCAGCUCACAUCGUCGACGACACUAUGAAGCGACUGUACUUUAUCGAGCCCGUCGUCGCGAUUUACGCGUUUGCCAGUUUUAUGCUUUAUCCUCUCAUCCAGCAGUAUGUGUAUCGAAGACUGUGGCUCGAGAUCACAAACUCGACCUAUCCAGUGUCCGAAAACACUUCCCAAUGCGCCGCCAACAGCAGCAACCACACCAGCCAACAAGAGGAGGUGCAGAAAGCAGCUUCUCUGUUCUCCAUGUACACUGAUUUAUCCUCCAUGAUCCCCAGCCUCAUCGUGACUCUCCUCCUGGUGUCCUACAGCGAUCAGCGUGGCCGAAAGAUCACCAUUAUCAUGCCACUCAUUGGCAGUCUGAUCUACACACUUUCAUUCCUCAUCGUCUCGUUCUUCGAGCUCAACCUUUACCUCCUCAUUGCCGCCUCAUUUGUAAGUGCCCUCUUUGGUGGCAUCGGCACCAUGCUAGGUGGCUGCUUCUCCUAUGUGGCCGAUUUGUGUGAAGAUGGCAAACAAAAAACCCUUCGGAUGGCCGUGGUCGACAUGAUGAUUGGUAUGCUGGCAGGCGUAGCUUCAAUCUCCACUGGCUACUUCUUGCACGCAGCCGGGUUCAACUGGCCGUUUUUUACCUCCGCCGUAUUUCAGGUCAUUAAUUUACUAUAUGCCUUCUUUAUCCUGGAAGAAACUAGAGUCAUUGAUCGAUCGGAGACCUUGGCUUGUUGUCAGGCCUUGCGGAAUCUGGCAUGCAGUAUCUACAGCUUGUUUGCUGGAGGAAGUAGACGAAGAAAAUGGGUACUUGUGUUGUUGAUUAUUACCUUUUCCACCUUGUCUUUUGUCAAUACUGGAGGUUUGUCCAUAGUCACGCUUUAUGAGCUCAAUGAGCCGCUGUGUUGGUCGGAGAUUCUUGUCGGAUAUGGCUCUGCUGCCAGCACGUCUAUUUUUAUUACUAGUUUUGUUGGUGUGUUUUUGUUUUCCCUCUGUCUGCCUAACAUCGCCAUCGCCUUCAUUGGGAUGCUGUCAGUCGCUGUUAACAUGUUGAUGACCGGCUUCGCCAAGACCACGCUCACAAUGUUCCUCGUGAGAAUUCCUGCUAUGUUUGCCAUCAUGCCGUUCCCUGUCCUGCGUUCAAUGAUGUCAAAGGUCGUCUCAAAGUCUGAACAGGGAGCGCUUUUCGCCUGUGUGGCCUUCACAGAAACGCUGAGCACUAAUGGGUCUGCUGCCAGUUUUAGCAGGAUCUAUGCAGCCACUGUGGCUUGGUGUCCAGGUUUUGUCUUCCUACUGGGUGCUGGACUCUGUCUCAUUCCCAUGAGUUUACUGGGAAUUCUUAAGUGUGUCCAUCCGUUGGAUCCUAAUGACGCUCAAGCACUCUUAUCUGAAGAUGGGACUGAAGCCUCAGAUGACCCACCUGUAGCGUAAAAUCAAAGGGAGUACAAGUACCCUCAUCGUUCAUCUGUGUACUUUCCUCAUACCAACACUGGAUGAUAAACUCAGAACUGAAAACAACUGUGGGUAUUCUGUUCAAGCCAAUUUCAACUAUCUGUAGUAUUUUUUUAGUCACUGAAAUAUGUUUUUGCUGAAGUUUGUGCUAAUUGUGGUUUUAGAGUGAGCUACAACAGAAGGGAAGAAGAACUUUAUACUUCUAAAGAGGAAUUUUGUCAAAUAAAAAUAUAGAAUUAUAUUAUUAAUUUCAGCAAAACAAGAUUUAUAUUUCCUAAUGGAAAUAGCAGUAGUCUGCAAGGCAGCAAGCAAAUUGGGGGAAGUUUUUGAAACUUUUACCUGGAAAUCUCAGAAAUAUGAUUGAACAUUUAUAAACAAAAUAAUUGUAAGUUAAUUUGUAGUUUUAUGAAGAAUUAUAUUUUGUCAUACAGUUUACAUUAGGCAAAUGUGAGGGUUUGAAGAAGAGAUGGUACUAGGCCUGUCACAAUAAUCAAUAUAUUGACUUAUCAUGCAAUACUUGGACAUGACCUUAAUAAUUUUUGUCUUUGCAAUACGUAUUUACAAAUUCACAAAUAAUGUUAAAGCCAUUUUACUAUGGCAUUUACAUUCUACCUUACCGGUGUCAAUGUUUAUAAUUGGGUAUUUACCUAAUAGGACAUUUAAUAGUAUAUAUAAUAGGACACUUUUCUUUUUAACAUCAAAUUAUAGAAUCUUAAUAACCUGAAGAAUGAUAAAAAUAGGGUGACACGGUGGCUCAGUGGUUAGCACUGUCGCCUCACAGCAAGAAGUUUCAUUUCUAUGUGUAGUUUGCAUGUUCUCCUUGUGUUGGUGUGGGUUUCCUUCAGGUGCUCCAGUUUCCCCCACAAUCUAAAGAUGUGCUAUAGGUGAAUUAAAAAAUUAAAAAUUGGCCGUGGUGUAUGUGUGUGAAUGAGUUUCCCAGUGAUGGGUUGCAGCUGGAAGGGAAUCCGCUGUGUAAAACAUUUUCUGGAUAAGUUGGUGGUUCAUUCUGCUGUGGUGACCCCUGAAGAAUAAAGGGACUAAAUUAAUGGAAAUUAAUGAUAAAUACUGUGAGAAUGUGUCACACAACAAAAAUUCCUUAUGACAUGUCUUAGACGGCGCAUUUAUUAAGUUAAAAGAGAGGGAUCAUUGGAAAAUAUAACAUAUUAGCAUAUUUUUGUUGUCAUUGAAAAAAAAUGCCAUCACAACACAAGGCUUUAUGUUACUUCAACUUAUUUUAAUAAGUUAAUUAUGUUUCAACAAUUAAGUUACACAAAGUUACACUAAAAAUAUGUUUAGACUGUUUGACUGAUGCAAGUUGAAAUGACUAGAAAAGAUCAAUUGAUUCAACUAUAAAAUUGAAGGCUGUUAGAUAUAUAUAUUUUUCCUUUAUUGUAAAAUUCUAAGUCCAGGUAAGGAGUAAAUUAAAUGUAUUUAAUUGUAGGUGAAUUUAUUUAUUUAUUUUUUCAAAUUUUGAUUUACGAAGUGCAACCCAAACAGCUUAAUUACGACACAGAAGUGCAAUGCUCCUCUCAGCUUUUUCCCGUUUGAUUUUUUUUUUCAUAAAGUGUCAAGUUUAGCUUUUAGGCUUUGGUUCUGCAUUGUUGUCUCUGAUCAAGAAUCUAUACUUAGUUAAUGGCAUCUAUAAAGCUUCAAAGGUAUUUAAUGAAGACAACCAAUCCCAAUUCAAUAUGCAAAUAGUUUGAAGAAAGAAGGCCAAUCUAUCAUUUAUUCUGCAACAGUAACAGUAAAAUCAUCAGUAAUAGAACCUUUCAUCCACACCAUUGAACCAAAGAAAUGUUGCACUAACUAUUGAAAAAUAAGGACUGAAUGGAUACGUUAUAUUCAACUGAAAUAAUUGGUUGUAUCUCCUGAAUUACUAGGAAUAACUGAUUAAGGAAUAUCAGUAGAUUACUGCCAUAGAAGUACAGUAGGUCUCUAAUUUGGGAUGAUGUGCAAUAUCUUAUUGUUUUCUUCAGUGAUUAGAUUUUUGAAUGUGCAUAUAAGAUUGAUUUUAUGAUGCUUAACGUGUGAUCUUUACAGUAUUUCAUAGUUUUGCAUUUUUUAAAAGUGUGACAGAUUUUCAAUAGUCUCAUGUUUGAACAGGUCUGAGUCAUGAGCAGUUAGUCAAUAAGCUCAGACAAGCAGUACAUGCUGUACAAUUGGGAAAAAAAACAGCUCAGCUUAUCGUUUUCAAACCAAGCUAAGGUUGCAGUUUUGAUGUUUAAUUUUAAAUGGUAUAUUCAGUAAUGAAUAUACUGUCUUUUGGGAAAUAACAAAUGUGUCUUUGUAUUAUUUGAAACAGAAAUUGUGCUUUAUAAUUUAGGUUCUAGGAAUUAAGUUUUGACUAGUUCUAAUUCAACUAGUAAUGUAGCAUCUGCCUUAAAUAAAUAUUGUAAAAGUUGA